Suricata suricatta (meerkat) is the source of this 1009-nucleotide messenger RNA. RefSeq names its product RBMX like 2 (gene RBMXL2). Bases 41 to 715 code for a protein of 224 amino acids. The transcript has a single exon. The record is from RefSeq and is a predicted model, not a curated record. Lineage: Eukaryota; Metazoa; Chordata; Mammalia; Carnivora; Herpestidae.
GGCCGCGCCUUCGGGCCCGGCUCGCAGUGGAGGCAGUGGAAUGCGCGGGCGGGCCUCGGCAGCGCGGGGCCGAGACGGCUAUGCGGACCCACCGCGCCGGGACCCGCCGCCCUUGCGCCGGGACCCGCCGCCUUUGCGCCGGGACCCCUACCUGAGUCCCCGGGAGGAGGGCUACUUGCCCAGAGACAGCUACUCGAGCCGAGACUACCCAAGCUCCCGCAACGCCCGCGAAUUUGCUCCAGCGCCUCGAGAGUACACCUAUCGCGAUUAUGGCCACUCCAAUGCCCGGGACGACUGUCCGUCGAGAGGCUACUGCGACCGAGACGGCUACGGGGGGCGUGACCGCGACUACACCGAUCAUCCUAGCGGAGGUUUCUACCGAGACCUAUACGAGAGCUAUGGAGACCCUCGUAGUGCCGCCGCGGCGCGGGCCCCCCCAGUGUCUUACGGCCGAGGAGGUCGCUACGACGAGUACCGUGGCUGCUCACCCGACGCCUAUGGCGGCGGCCGCGACAGUUACGGCAGCGGCCAUAGUGAUCGCUACGCGAGGGGCCGCGACCGGGUAGGCAGAGCCGACCGCGGGCUCUCCCCGCCCUUGGAUAGGGGGUGCCUUCCCCAACGCGAUUCUUACAGCCGCUCUGGCCGCAGGGUCCCCAGGGGCGGAGGCCGCCUGGGAAGCCGCUCGGAGAGAGGGGGAGGCCGGAGCAGAUACUAAUUACCAACGGACUUGAGACCAAAAUUCCGUUUUCAAAGAAACUAACGAAGAAAGGAGUCAGUUAUAUGCUAACUACCCAAGGACUAGUACAAGGAAGAGUUGUUUUUACCUUUUAAGAAUUUCCUGUUCACUUCCUCUCCAUAAUUUUUGUGCUUUUUGGGAGGAAAAAGUUAAAACUCGUUUAAUUGCGUUUUGGAAUUGUUAACAUUUCUUUCAACAAGCUCAUGUUAAAAGCAUAAGACGAACCUGCGUACUAGUCUUCUUAUAUUUCCAAGUAAAAAUUCUUCUAAAGGC